CUCCAUGAAUCCUAUAGCUACUAUUUAUUGACUCCCAGUGUGUGCUGGGCAUGCCUCCUUUUAUUAGCUCCCAGAGUACCCUAGGCUUCCCCUGUGAUUACUCAUUUAAUGUCUGCUUUCUCUGUUAGCCUGAAAGUUUUCUGACUUCUGGUUUUGUAUAUCACUGUAGGGUCGCUAUGAGUCAGAAUCUACUCAACGGCAGUGGGUUUGGUUUUUGUUUUUUAUAUCACUGUGACUCGUACAUAGAAGGUGCUUAGGAAUUGUUCAUGGAAUGCAUGGAUGGAGCCCACGAAUCAGCAUGCAGAUUGCUCUAAAAAAUGUGACGCUUUUUUUCCCCCUUUUAACUUACCCCUACCCACUGAAGGCCUACCACUCUUCUCUCAUGGACCCUGACACCAAACUCAUUGGAAACAUGGCGUUGCUACCUAUCAGAAGUCAGUUCAAAGGACCCGCCCCUCGAGAGACAAAAGAUACAGAUAUUGUAGAUGAGGCCAUCUAUUACUUCAAGGCCAAUGUGUUCUUCAAAAACUAUGAAAUCAAGAACGAAGCGGAUAGGACCUUGAUAUAUAUAACACUCUACAUUUCUGAAUGCCUGAAGAAACUCCAGAAGUGCAAUUCCAAAAGCCAGGGCGAGAAAGAAAUGUACACCCUGGGAAUCACCAACUUCCCCAUUCCUGGAGAGCCCGGUUUUCCACUUAAUGCCAUUUACGCCAAACCUGCAAACAAACAGGAAGAUGAAGUGAUGAGGGCCUACUUACAGCAGCUAAGGCAAGAGACGGGACUGAGGCUUUGUGAGAAAGUUUUUGACCCUCAGAAUGACAAACCUAGCAAGUGGUGGACUUGCUUUGUGAAGAGACAGUUCAUGAACAAGAGUCUUUCAGGACCUGGACAGUAAAGGGAACCUGGGCAGACACUGUCUCCGCAGCCACAGGCAGCGUUUUACAGCAAGAUGUACACAGUCCUUUGCGUUUAUUUCAUAAAGUUUUACAUGGAAGAGAGAAGAAAGCAUGUCUUUACUUGAAACUCUCUUUAUCAAGAAUUCGGGGAGGUUAUGGAAGGAUGAUUUGAAAUUUUUUUUGCAAUAUUAAGCUGGUGCUUAAUAAGUGAUAAUAAACACGUUUCUAACAUUCUACGUC
Trichechus manatus latirostris (Florida manatee) is the source of this 1136-nucleotide messenger RNA. It is a transcript of the gene ARPC3, whose product is annotated as actin related protein 2/3 complex subunit 3. Gene Ontology annotation, molecular function: actin filament binding. Gene Ontology annotation, cellular component: cytoskeleton; Arp2/3 protein complex. The record is from RefSeq and is a predicted model, not a curated record. The transcript has 7 exons. NCBI's taxonomy places the organism in Eukaryota, Metazoa, Chordata, Mammalia, Sirenia, Trichechidae. Gene Ontology annotation, biological process: Arp2/3 complex-mediated actin nucleation; regulation of actin filament polymerization. Bases 272 to 895 code for a protein of 207 amino acids.